This is a messenger RNA of Odontomachus brunneus, 678 nucleotides long. RefSeq names its product N-acylneuraminate-9-phosphatase. Bases 1 to 678 code for a protein of 225 amino acids. The transcript is spliced from 3 exons. The record is from RefSeq and is a predicted model, not a curated record. Lineage: Eukaryota; Metazoa; Arthropoda; Insecta; Hymenoptera; Formicidae.
AUGAUCUUGGCUGAGGAAUUGACGCAAGAAUACGGUAUCCCCGAAGAUGCAUCCAUCAAGAUAACGGCCGUGUUUCUCAAGCAAUUCAGAAAAUGCCCGGACAACGCGACCUGCACAUUGGACGCUUGGCGCACGAUCUUGUGGAACAAGGCUCUGGGCGACAAGUACUCACACUUAGCAAAAAAAGUUUACGAACGAUGGCUGUAUUUAAGAUACCACUAUAUGAUUUUGACGCCGGGCACCGUGUCGAUGAUGCGUCAGCUCAGGAAGAAGUACACGCUAGGACUAAUCACGAACGGCCCGUCGAACGCACAAUGGGAGAAAGUGCACAAGCUGUCGCUGGAACAAUAUUUCGAUAUCAUCCUGGUGUCGGGUGAUCUUCCCUGGGAGAAGCCAGACGCCGAGAUAUUCCGAAGAGCCUGCGACUUCCUUAACGUGAGGGCCAAAGAAUGUAUCAUGGUCGGCGACAAGUUGGAAACGGAUAUUCUAGGUGGUAUCGAGGCCGGACUGGGCGGGACCGUGUGGAUACCCACCGCGGACAAGCCUCGUCUUUCGGGAGGCGAUCCCAAGCCGGAUUUUACAAUAAGACACGUGACGGAACUCGCGCGUAUAUUAGACAAAGGUCCAAACGCGCCGGAACUCGAAGACUGUUCCUCAAACGCGUCCGACGGCAGCUAA